This is a messenger RNA of Salvelinus namaycush (lake trout), 2347 nucleotides long. Its product is annotated as pyruvate kinase PKM-like. Lineage: Eukaryota; Metazoa; Chordata; Actinopteri; Salmoniformes; Salmonidae. Gene Ontology annotation, biological process: glycolytic process. The transcript is spliced from 11 exons. Bases 47 to 1639 code for a protein of 530 amino acids. Gene Ontology annotation, cellular component: cytoplasm. Gene Ontology annotation, molecular function: potassium ion binding; pyruvate kinase activity; magnesium ion binding. The record is from RefSeq and is a predicted model, not a curated record.
CCCUGCAACGUUCACCCGGUAGGAUUUCUCAGACACCGAUCCAAUCAUGUCUAAAGGAAAGGAUAUGGGCUCUGCCUUCAUCCAGACGCAGCAGCUACAUGCUGCUAUGGCCGACACCUUCCUGGAGCACAUGUGUCUUCUGGACAUCGACUCCGAGCCAGCUGUGGCUCGCAACACCGGAAUCAUCUGCACCAUCGGACCCGCCUCCCGAUCAGUGAACAUGGCCAAGGAGAUGAUCAAAUCUGGGAUGAACAUUGCAAGAAUGAACUUCUCUCACGGAACUCAUGAGUAUCAUGCUGAGACCAUCAAGAAUGUCCGUGAAGCCACCGAGAGCUUCGGAUCCGGCAGCAUUGAGUACAGACCAGUGGCCAUCGCUCUGGACACCAAGGGACCCGAAAUCAGGACUGGACUCAUCAAGGGCAGUGGCGAAGCUGAGGUCGAGCUGAAGAAGGGAGCUCACAUCAAGCUGACCCUGGACGACAAGUACAAGGACAACUGUGACGAGAAGCACCUGUGGCUGGACUACAAGAACAUCACCAAGAUCCUGGCGGUCGGAGCUCACGUCUACAUCGACGACGGCCUCAUGUCCCUGAAGGUCAAGGAAGUCGGCGCUGACUUCCUGGACUGUGAGAUUGAAAAUGGUGGUACUCUGGGCUCUAAGAAGGGUGUGAACCUGCCCGGUGCUGCUGUGGACCUGCCCGCUGUCUCUGAGAAGGACAUCCAGGAUCUGCAGUUCGGUGUGGAACAGGGAGUCGACAUGGUCUUCGCCUCCUUCAUCCGUAAGGCAGCUGAUGUACACGCCGUCAGGAAGGUGCUGGGAGAGAAGGGCAAAAACAUCAAGAUCAUCUCCAAACUGGAGAACCACGAGGGCGUCCGCAGAUUCGAUGAGAUCCUGGAGGCUAGCGAUGGCAUCAUGGUUGCCCGCGGCGACCUGGGUAUUGAGAUCCCCACAGAGAAGGUGUUCAUCGCCCAGAAGAUGAUGACCGGACGCUGCAACAGGAUCGGCAAGCCCAUCACCUGCGCCACACAGAUGCUGGAGAGCAUGAUCAAGAAGCCCCGCCCUACUCGUGCUGAGGGUUCCGAUGUCGCCAACGCCGUUCUGGACGGUAACGACUGCAUCAUGCUGAGUGGUGAGACCGCCAAGGGAGACUACCCACUGGAGGCUGUCCGCACACAGCACAAGAUUGCUCGUGAGGCAGAGGCCGCCAUGUACCACAGGCAGAUGUUUGAGGAAAUCCGUCGUACCUCCCACCUGACCCGUGACCCCACUGAGUCCGUUGCCAUUGGCGCCGUCGAGGCUUCCUUCAAGUGCUGUGCCAGUGCCAUCAUCGUGCUCACCAAGACUGGCAGGUCCGCCCAUCUGCUGUCCAGGUACAGGCCCCGUGCCCCCAUCAUCGCUGUGACCCGCUGUGGCCAGACCGCCCGUCAGGCACAUCUGUACCGCGGUAUCUACCCCGUGCUGUACACCAAGCCUGCCAACGAUGUCUGGGCCGAGGAUGUCGACCUCCGCGUCAACUUCGCCUUGGAGAUGGGCAAACACCGUCACUUCUUCAAGUCUGGAGAUGUCAUCAUUGUUGUGACCGGAUGGCGUCCAGGCCCUGGUUACACCAACACCAUGCGUGUUGUGCUUGUUCCUUGAACAAACUCCAAAGAACAUUACCCCUCCCCCUUACCCAUUUCCUGUUCCUAUAACCCCUCCCCUCUUUACCCAUUUCCUGUUCCUAUAACCCCUCCCCUCUUUACCCAUCUCCUGUUCCUAUAACCCCCCCCCCCCCCCACCAGAAGACAUCUAUUUGUCCUCUACGAUUCUCUAGACUCCACCUUUUUAACCAAGACAACCUAGGUAAAAAAAACGAACGGAACCGAACAGCAACACCAGGCCACUUCUUCAAAGGACUUUUGGGGUGGUGCCAUUCAUACACAGACAGUCACUUUCCAACACUCCUUAAUUCCUAUGUUAUUAUUACAUAGGUGUUUCACCUACUGUGUCCAAGUCAUCCUUCAACAGGUUACACACCCUACUGAAAGCACACACACAUCUGCCUGACUGAGUUUUCACGGUGAACAAUAUGAGGUAUAUGUUUUUAUCUAUAUGUACAUUGUACUGUAAUCACACGUCUGCAUGUCAGAGCCGCUCGUUGUCAGUCACUUUGUGGUCCAGUAUGUUGACGUGGAUUAUGAAUAUAAGGAGGAUCCUGCUCUAUGGGGGUCUUCUCCUCACCUGGUAGACAGGUAAGACUCCACUGACACGUUAAAGGUAACGGUAACGCCAUGUUGUUGCUGAGGGUUAUGGGGGAUCUGGACAUGACUGGGUUUCCAUCCAUCCAAUAAAAAGAUGAACACCUGA